AUGCUGCCUACUCUCUACCAGCUGCCGUUCGUGCCGAUGCUGCUCAUGUCCUUUGCAGCGCAUUUCUUGCGAGGACAAUGGAUGCUGCUGCUGCUCAUGCGCCACUGGUCAAUCGUCAUUCGUGUGUUCUACUUGACCUUGACUACUGUCAGUAUCUGGGAAUUGGCGGAGAGCGUGUUUGACUUCACUGUACCGGAGGUACAUUUCAUCUGGGUUUCUGCGCAUACAGCUGACACCCGCCUCGCAUUGGUCUCUGGUAUCAUGUCUAUGGUCGCGUACCUCAAAACUUCCCAUACGCCGAGCUGCGCAACCCUCCACCCUCCUCUCAGGACACUCCUCCUCUGCACCUCGGUCAUCAAGACUGCGCAGUCCUCCCGGUUCCAUGCCUCGCUCAACGUGCUCGCCUCGGACGGCUCCUUGGCCACUGCGGUGUCUGAGACAGCUGAAGCCGGAGCGUUGCAACUCCUGGAGCUCUCCCACUCUGUGCUGCCAUCGACCCCGUCGGCCUAUGCAAGCGCGAUGAUCAAGAUGGCAAAGAAGGCAGAGGAGAGCAUUGUGCGGGUUAUCAGUGAGACUAAGGGCAUUUGGUGCGAGGGUGUCGAGAAGAUAGUCCUGUGA
Molecule: messenger RNA, 618 nt
Organism: Dichomitus squalens LYAD-421 SS1
Lineage: Eukaryota; Fungi; Basidiomycota; Agaricomycetes; Polyporales; Polyporaceae
Exons: 2
Coding region: 1-618 (205 amino acids)
Source: RefSeq, a predicted model, not a curated record